AUGGCUUCCCUCCGAGCAGCGGCGCGAUUGCGUCCAGCAGCCUCUCGUGUCACCAAUUCCACCCUUCAACCACGAUUCUAUGGCGCGGCGGGCGCGGCGGCAGCUGUCCAGAGCCCGCCUUCCUUCGGCGAGCAACCAUUCUUUCGAGGUGAGCCGGUGGGACCGAUUGUCAGGACUGCCAUUCCUGGCCCGAUAACCAAGAAGGCAAUUGAGGAUCUGGAUAAGGUGUUUGAUACCCGGAGCCUGAACAUGAUGGCCAACUACCAGAAGAGCUUUGGUAAUUACAUUGCUGAUCCGGACGGAAAUCUACUGUUGGAUGUCUACGCACAAAUCGCCUCCAUCCCCGUUGGCUAUGGCAACCCCUCUCUCCACCAAGCCAUCCUAACCGAACAAAUGGCUUCCGCCCUCAUCAACCGCCCAGCCCUCGGAAACUUCCCCUCCCACGACUGGGCCGACAUCCUACGAACCGGCAUCUUGAAGGUAGCACCGAAGGGUCUCGACCAGGUCUUCACCGCAAUGGCCGGCUCCGACGCCAACGAAACCGCCUACAAAGCAGCCUUCAUGUGGCGGCGCCAGUACGAGCGCGGAGGCGCCAAUGUCGAGUUCUCUGAAGAGGACAUCGCAUCCAGCAUGCUAAACCAGGCCCCCGGUGCCCCGCAACUCUCCAUCCUCUCCUUCAAGACCGCCUUCCAUGGCCGGCUGUUCGGCUCCCUGUCCACGACGCGCUCGAAGCCCAUCCACAAGCUCGACAUCCCUGCCUUUGAUUGGCCACAAGCUACAUUCCCGCUCCUCAAGUACCCACUUGAAGACUACGUCGAGGAGAACGCAAAGAUCGAGGCCGAGGCCCUCGCGGACGUCGAGCGGAUAAUCACCACUCAUCAUCUCCCACCCUGCGCGGUGGUCGUCGAACCGAUUCAAUCAGAAGGCGGCGAUAACCACGCCUCGCCCGCUUUCUUCCGCGGCCUCCGUGCCUUGACGAAGAAACAUAACGUCCUGAUGAUCGUGGACGAAGUGCAAACUGGUGUUGGCGCAACGGGCAAGUUCUGGGCACACGAGCACUGGAACCUCGAGACGCCGCCGGAUAUGGUUACCUUCUCCAAGAAAGCGCAGACCGCCGGAUAUUACUUUGGAAACCCUGAACUACGACCGAAUAAGCCGUAUCGCCAAUUCAACACAUGGAUGGGUGAUCCUGCUCGGGCUAUCCUCUUCCGUGCUAUCAUCGACGAAAUCGAACGUUUGGAUUUGGUCACGAACACGGCGAACGUGGGCGAGUACCUGUACGGUGGAAUUGAACAAUUGGCGAAGGAACACCCAGGCGAGAUUAUGAAUUUGAGGGGCAAGGGACAGGGGACCUUCAUUGCGUUCGAUAGCCCGAGACGAGACGAGUUCUUGAAGAAGGCGAAGAGCGUCGGUGUUAACAUUGGAGGGAGUGGUGAGAGGGCGGUGCGACUGCGACCAAUGUUAAUUUUCCAGAGGCACCAUGCGGAUAUUUUGUUAGAGGCGUUGGAGAAGAUCGUCAGGUCGUAG
Messenger RNA from Hyaloscypha bicolor E, 1527 nucleotides. Its product is annotated as 4-aminobutyrate aminotransferas-like protein. Gene Ontology annotation, molecular function: pyridoxal phosphate binding. Gene Ontology annotation, cellular component: mitochondrion. Bases 1 to 1527 code for a protein of 508 amino acids. Gene Ontology annotation, biological process: GABA catabolic process. The record is from RefSeq and is a predicted model, not a curated record. The transcript has 2 exons. NCBI's taxonomy places the organism in Eukaryota, Fungi, Ascomycota, Leotiomycetes, Helotiales, Hyaloscyphaceae.